AAUCCUGGUUGAAGGGGGUGAGAGGGGAAAGAGAGCCAGGGGAAUGUCUGAGGGAGUCUGAGGGAACCGGUGGUCAGGAGAAAGAGACUUUGGACGGCAGACUAGCAGGAAAGACUGGUUUAAGAAUAAUCUCUCGGUUCAUAGUUGCAGUUUCAACUUUGGACAACUUCAUCAGCGGAAUUAAAGUUUCGCGUUUUGCUGUGAACGCUACAACUCCAGCAGGAAUCAACCAAAACAACGACCGCGUAAGAGGAAACACCAAGACGCUUCUUUUUUUUUUUUUCCUUCUACUUCUUCACAGUUUGUGUCCUUGAAAGAAACCAAAAAAGCAGAACUGAAACGAGCUGCUUUGGUCUCAUCUGAGGAUAAUUUUCAGCAUCUGCUCAUCAGUCAGAAGUUUUACUACAACGCGCAAACUUCGAGCUGCGGAGAUGCGCCGGUGAUGUUUCCGAGAUGACCGCUUUCCACAAGAAACUCGUUCUCAGAGGUGAUCUGCUACCAAGACGAACCAUGAGCGGCUCUGGCUGUUCGCUUCUCAUCCUCGUCGGCGUUUUUUCGUGUUUGAAUCCAGCAUCCGCCGGAGCACUGACAGUCAAAGAUUUGGAGUUUGUACGGAGUCCCGACACCAUCGUCUCCUCCCAGGGCAAACCCGUAACGAUGCAGUGCAGCCUGAAGGGUAAAGGGGGCGAGGACGAGGACCCUCCCGAUGUGGUCUGGUACAAAGACAGUAAUCCACUCCCAUACGCAGACACCAACCAGUUCCAACUUCCCACCGACAGCAACGGCUGGAUAAUCAUGAGCACACUCAGAAUUGAGGAGGUGCGGCUCCUCGACAUGGGCUCCUAUAAAUGUGCUGUCACAUCAGGAGGAAACCAGACUUUUUCUGAGGAGGGAAAAAUUCAGCUGGAGGGCCUUCCCCAUUUCUCUGUGGGGCCCCGGGACAUGUCUGUGGUGGCUAAUGUGUCUCUGAGCCUGAGCUGCGUGGCCCACGGCCCUCCGGAGCCCGUCAGGGUCAUCUGGCUGCAGGACGGAGCUCCACUCAACUCACUGUCGGACCCUGUGGCCCUGUCGCCCUCCACGCUCAACCUCACAGGUCUGAACAAGACCAGCACCUUCUCAUGCGAGGCCCAGAACGGGAAGGGCGUGGCCACGUCCGGAUCCGGUACCGUCACAGUUCUCCCAUCGAAGCCCCAGAACGUGACCGCGGUGGAGAUCACCCAGACCGCGGCCCGGCUGUCGUGGCAGCCCGGUUUCGGAGGCAACUACCAGAUAAUCCGCUGCUCCGUUCAGGCCAAACACGCAGGAGACCCCUUCACGUCCGGCCCCGACGAGCUGAUCCACAACCAGAACGUGAACAUCCCACCAGCCACCCACCUCAUCGAGAACCUGGAGCCCCACGGGCGCUACGCCGUCCGGGUGGCCUGUCACAGCAGCCAGGGCCCGUCCGACUGGUCGCCCUGGGUGGAGCUACGCACCAGAGAAGGAGUGCCAGAAAACUCACCUGCGAACGUGACCGCUGUGCUGAACGGGACGGAGGUGCUGAUGAGGUGGGAGGGGCCUCCGGGGAAGCUGAAUGGAGAGCUGCAGGGCUACAGGGUGGAGUACAGCACACCUGCAGCACCGCAGCUUGUUGUGGACACCGGACUGGACCCCGAGCUGUCAAUCAAUCUGUCUGUCCCCUUGUCCAAUGUGUCUUUCCGAGUGUGCGCCUACACAAGCGCCGGUCAAGGACCCUGGACCCUCACACAGACUCUGACGCUUACAUCUGCUGAAAUGGGGGAGUCUAGAGAUCCGUCCUCGCCCCCGGCCUUUUCCUGGCACUGGUGGUACGUGGUGAUGGCCGUCACCGGAGCCGUGUCCAUAGCCGUGCUCAUGGCUGUUUACGUGGCCAAGCUGCGGCGCAAGGAGACGCGAUUCGGAGAGGCGUUUGAACCCAUGAUGGAGAGCGGAGAGCUGGUUGUCAGAUACCGCGCUCGCCGCACCUACAGCCGCAGGACUACAGAGGCAACGCUGAACAGCCUGGGUAUCAGCGACGAGCUGAAGCAGAAGCUCCAAGAUGUGAUGGUAGACAGACAUAAACUAACCCUGGGAAAGACCCUGGGAGAAGGAGAGUUUGGCUCGGUGAUGGAGGGGCUGCUGACUCAGGAGGAGUCUGUCCUCAAAGUUGCUGUCAAGACUAUGAAAAUUGCCAUCUGCACCCGCUCGGAGAUGGAAGAUUUUCUGCGAGAGGCUGCGUGCAUGAAGGAAUUUGACCACGCCAAUGUCAUGAGGCUUCUAGGUGUGUGUCUGCAGACUGUGGAGAGUGAGGGUUACCCCUCCCCUGUCGUCAUCCUGCCCUACAUGAAACACGGAGACCUGCACAGCUACCUGCUGUACUCGAGGCUCGGAGACUGUCCUGUGUACCUCCCAUCUCAGAUGCUGGUUAAGUUUAUGACAGAUAUUGCUCGGGGGAUGGAGUACCUCAGCGGCAAGAAUUUCAUCCACAGAGACCUUGCGGCUCGCAACUGCAUGCUGAAUGAGAAUAUGAACGUAUGUGUGGCCGACUUUGGCCUCUCCAAGAAGAUCUACAACGGCGACUACUACAGACAGGGGCGGAUCUCCAAGAUGCCCGUGAAAUGGAUCGCCAUCGAGAGCUUAGCCGACCGCGUCUACACCACUAAGAGCGACGUGUGGUCGUUCGGAGUCACAAUGUGGGAAAUUGCCACUCGGGGCCAGACACCGUACCCCGGGGUGGAAAACAGCGAGAUUUACGAUUAUUUGAGACAAGGAAACCGUCUCAAACAGCCUCCAGACUGUCUGGACAGCAUCUACUCCCUCAUGUUCUCCUGCUGGCUGCUGAGCCCUAAGGAUCGUCCCUCGUUCGAGUCCCUGCGCUGCGAACUCGAGAAAGCCCUCGAGGACCUGCCGGACCCGCAAGACCCGGACGAGAUCCUGUACGUCAACAUGGACGAGCCCUCCAUGGAGCUCGGGGCCGUCGGCGGCCGCGACCCCCUCGGAGGUCAGUCUCCCCUCUGCCUGAAGGCUCUGGACUCGGUGACGACGGUGGAGGUCCACCACCUCAACCGCUACGUCCUCUGUCCCCAACACGAGACCAACCGGACCCUCACUGACUCCUUGGAGAGCCUAGACAUGCCCGUGUCGUCCUCCACGGCCACGCUGCCUCUACAGUCGUCGUGCCACUCCACCCCAAACCCCACGCCGGCUCCCGACCCCAGCAGCUGCGAGACGCUGGAAGACCGGGACGGAUCCCGAAGAAUGCCCUGGCAGUGAUGUAGAAAACUUUUUUUAAUGAAACAAAUGACAAAAAACUGCCAAAGUGUGCCGUCCCAUUCCAAGAACAACAUCCAGCCUCUUUCUACUGACUUUAAGAAACCUCAUGUGCCUCUCUACACACACACACAUCCGAAGGCAUUCCAAGGAAGUGAAGGACUGGGAUUACUUCUUCUGUCGACCGAUUCCCAGAUGAGCACAUUUCUGCAGCACAAUCUGAAUUCCCAGUCGCUUUAGCAAAUGAAAAAAAAAGUCAAACUACCUGUAUGCAGAACGUAAAAUCAUUUUUGUGAAACCAGCUCAAACACUGCCAGAAUGAAAACUCAAACUAGACCUUUCCAGGGAGUAAGUGCUAACGUACGUGACCCAAAUGAGCAUGUUUCUCAGUAGCUUUUCAAAAGUGUCCAAACGUCCCCUUUGGAGCAAUGGAUUAAAAGAGAGAAUGUGACAGUUAAAACGCUUUAUGGAGGAUCACACAUCUCAUACUCACAGUAUACAUAUAUAUAUAUAUAUAUAUAUAUUUAUACAUAUAUAUAUAUAUAGCAGUUUGUAUUACAGCUCAGUGUAGCACUCUAACAGACUCCUAUAUGUUCUCCAGGGUUUUUUUUUUUUACUACUAUACGUCUUUAUCAUAACUCAGGAAAUCUGAGUCUAUUCUCGGGGGACAGAGGUACUGGUCAAAUAAAGAGGGUACAAAUAAUCAGAGGUACAGGUGGAUGGACUGAGGGCAGGUACACACACGAAGGACGGGAUAAGCUCCUCACUUUUGCUUUUUUUUUUUUGUUUUUUCUCAAGCACAGUGUUCUUACGCGUUUUUUUUAUGCUGUUUUUUUUCAUAUCUGUACAACUUUGCACUAAUGUUUUUGUAUCUGUUUAUAAAUUGUAUAUCUUUUUACGCUUUCAUUUUGAGUUUGAAUGUUUUUUUUUUUUUUUUGUCAUGUGUCAACUAGCAUAUUCACAAUGACAGUUUUUUUUUUUUUUUUAAUUUGAAAAACGAGCAAAGACUGAGGUCCUGGGAAACAUUUAAACACAACCUCAUCGUCUGACGUCAUCCUGCCGCUCCUGUUCUGGGAUAUUUCUUGUCGAGGUUUAGCACCAGCAGAGUUUUAGGAAGUCCACCGUGCAUGCACUUAUUUUUUUGUACAUACAGUUUAUGUUUUUGUUCUUUGGAUCGGACUUGACCAUAUUCCUGCAGACAUUUUGAGGGAACGAAUAGUUCAAAUGAGGCGCUGUGUUUUUUUUUUUUCCAUUUGUAUACAUCAAAGGUACUUAUAUAUGAAACUGUAUACCGUGGCGUGUUAUACAUGUAGCAUUACUGAAAUCCUAAGGAUAAAGUGUACAUUUCUUUCAAUACCUUUGGUACUGUAUACUCAGACAUUGUGGACCAUGUUCAAAUGUUACGCCAGUUUCAAUGCAGAUACACCUCCUGUUUUAUGUGUUGAGCACUGGUACAGAAACUCCUACAUCACACACACACACAGAUCUGCCUUAAAUGUCAAAAUGUCACAACUUUACCAACGUGCCUUCAGAGAGCCAGUAUUUUACAUCACAGUAGACGUGUGUAUGGAUUUCUUUUUUUUUUUUUAAAGUCAGAAAUGAUUGUAUUAUAAAUGCCUUUUAAUUUUCACUGUUAUGAUUCAUAUUCGAUGUUUUAUACAGUACAUGCAGUAUUUCGCCUUACGAAAUAAAUGUGUUGGUUGA
Mugil cephalus (flathead mullet) is the source of this 4971-nucleotide messenger RNA. Its product is annotated as tyrosine-protein kinase receptor UFO. Gene Ontology annotation, biological process: positive regulation of phosphatidylinositol 3-kinase/protein kinase B signal transduction; nervous system development; phagocytosis. NCBI's taxonomy places the organism in Eukaryota, Metazoa, Chordata, Actinopteri, Mugiliformes, Mugilidae. The record is from RefSeq and is a predicted model, not a curated record. The coding region runs from base 454 to 3270 and encodes 938 amino acids. Gene Ontology annotation, molecular function: ATP binding; protein binding; transmembrane receptor protein tyrosine kinase activity. Gene Ontology annotation, cellular component: signaling receptor complex. The transcript is spliced from 20 exons.